This is a messenger RNA of Gekko japonicus, 1230 nucleotides long. RefSeq names its product indoleamine 2,3-dioxygenase 2 (gene IDO2). The transcript is spliced from 10 exons. The record is from RefSeq and is a predicted model, not a curated record. Gene Ontology annotation, cellular component: cytoplasm. The coding region runs from base 1 to 1230 and encodes 409 amino acids. Gene Ontology annotation, molecular function: L-tryptophan 2,3-dioxygenase activity; heme binding; metal ion binding. NCBI's taxonomy places the organism in Eukaryota, Metazoa, Chordata, Lepidosauria, Squamata, Gekkonidae. Gene Ontology annotation, biological process: 'de novo' NAD+ biosynthetic process from L-tryptophan.
AUGGAAAUGAAUAAUGAGCAUGCAAAUGAGACAUUGCCUUUCACUUUAAGAAGAUUUCAUAUUUCUGAAGAUUAUGGCUUCCUUCUUCCAAAUCCACUGAAAGAACUCCCUCCUUUCUACAGCCCUUGGAUGGCGAUCGCCCACAACCUCCCUCACCUGAUUGAGAACCAUCAACUUCGUUCAUAUGUAGAAAAGAUGCCUCUGCUAAGCACCCAGCACCUUCAAGGCCACCGAGAACUGUAUUUGGCUCAUCUGGUCCUCAGCUUUAUCACGAUGGGUUACGUCUGGCAGGAAGGUGAAAAAGGAACUGCCAAGGUCCUGCCAAGAAACCUGGCUGUCCCCUUUGGAGAGAUUUCUCGGGCUCUAGGGCUACCUCCGAUCCUGGUUCAUGCAGAUUUUGUUUUAGUAAACUGGAAGAAAAAGAAUCCUUGUGGGCCUCUGCAAAUUGAGAACUUGGAUCCCAUUGUUUCCUUGCCUGGGGGAGACAGCAUGAGGGGCUUCAUUCUGGUCACUUUCCUGGUUGAGAAAGCUGCUGCACCUGGGAUCAAGGCCAUGGCCCAGGCUGUGAAUGGCAUCCUGCAGCUGAACAACCGGGUUCUGGAGGAAGCGCUGCAGGAGCUGGCAAAUGCUCUCAGAGCUAUGACUGCGGCUCUGAAGAAAAUGCAUGAUUAUGUGGAUCCUGCAAUAUUUUAUGGUAUGAUACGAAUAUUUCUUUCUGGAUGGAAGGACAAUCCAGCUCUGCCAAGAGGCCUGAUCUAUGAAGGCAUCUGUGAAGAGCCUGUGGCAUAUUCAGGAGGGAGUGCAGCGCAAAGCACCACGUUGCAUGCCUUUGAUGAACUCCUUGGAAUCCGGCAUAGUAGAGAAAGCACUGCGUUUUUGCACAGCAUGAGGGAAUAUAUGCCCCCCCACCAUCGGGCCUUCAUCAAGGAAAUCCAGUCUGCUCCUCCACUGAGACGUCACGUGUUAACUUCAGAAAACAAGGAGCUCCGUUCUACGUACAACACGUGCGUGGCUGCCCUUGCGGACUUAAGAACCUACCACAUCGCCAUGGUCACCAAAUACAUCACUGUGGCAGCCACGAAUGCCAAAGCCAAGCAAGGCCAGGCCACACCUGCUUUCCCAAUGAGCCCCCCUUCAUUCCUGGAAGGGAAAGGAACAGGCGGUUCAGGGGUUUUGAGUUUCUUAAAAAGUGUUAGGGACACAACAAGGGAAGCAUCGAUCAGUUUUUAA